AUGGGUUCCACCGACUACGGGCUGGACAGCCUCGAAGAGCCUAUGGAUGUGGCCAAGUACCUUUUCACAAGACUGCACCAAGUGGGCAUCAGGUCCGUCCAUGGCCUCCCUGGUGAUUAUAAUCUGGCCUCUCUCGACUACGUUUCAGAGUGUGGACUGAAGUGGGUUGGCAAUGUGAACGAGCUCAACGCAGGCAAGUCCUAUGCUGCGGAUGGGUACGCUCGCGUCAAGGGCAUCUCUGCUCUCAUGACCACCUUUGGUGUGGGUGAACUCAGCGCCCUGAACGGGAUAGCUGGGGCUUUCGCGGAACAAGUGCCUCUCGUCCAUAUCGUUGGCUGUCCGUCGACUACAUCAGAGCAGAACGGGCUGCUACUCCACCACACACUGGGCAAUGGAGACUAUAAUGUCUUCAAGAACAUGUCAAGCUUGAUCUCGUGCUACGUCGCCAAGCUCAACCAGCCAAACCUGAUCGCACACGAGAUUGACACGGCCAUUCGCGAGUGCUGGAUCCGCAGCAAGCCCGUGUACAUCAUGGUGCCUUCGGACAUGAUUAAGGAGAGGAUCGAGGGAGCCCGUCUCAGAACUCCUAUCGACUUGUCCGACCCAGUGAAUGACCCUGAGAAGGAGGCAUAUGCUGUGGAUGUGAUCCUCAAGUACCUGUAUGCGGCGCGGAAUGCCAUUAUUCUUGUCGAUGCUUGCGCUAUUCGUCACCGAGUUGUGAGCGAGGUCCACCAAUUGCUCGACAAGACACAUCUCCCUGUGUUUGUGGCUCCCAUGGGCAAGGGAGCCAUUAACGAACAACACCCAACUUACGGAGGCAUCUACGCUGGUAAUGCAUCCCACCCGAAUGUGGCCAAGGCUGUAGAAGCUGCGGAUCUAGUCCUGAGCAUCGGUUCCCUCAAGAGCGAUCUCAAUACCGCGGGUUUUUCGUACCGGCUGUCCCAAUUGAAUACUAUCGACCUUCACAGCACCCACUGCACAGUACGGUACUCUGAGUACCCAGGUGUGACCAUGAAAGGCGUCCUACAAAGAAUCAUCAACACGGUCGACACCACCAAACUCUCCGCGGUUCCCUCACCCAAGGUGGAGAACCAAGUCGCCGCCAAUGAUGAUGAAUCGUCUGCGAUUACGCAGUACUGGCUGUGGCCGCGUGUCGGCGAGUACCUCAGGGAAGAUGACAUUGUCAUUACGGAGACGGGUACUGCCAGUUUUGGCAUUUGGGAAACGAAGUUUCCCAAGGGUGUCAUCGCAUUAAAUCAAACGCUAUGGGGGUCGAUUGGCUGGUCCGUAGGUGCCUGUCAGGGCGCCGCGCUUGCGGCAAAGGACGCGGGCGUCGACCGGCGGACGGUGCUGUUCGUUGGCGACGGCAGCUACCAGCUCACGGCGCAGGAGGUCAGUACGAUCGUCAGGCACGGACUGCGGGUCACGCUGUUCUGCAUUUGCAACGAGGGCUACACCAUCGAGCGCUUCAUCCACGGCGCUGAGGCCGAGUACAACGACAUCGCGCCUUGGAGGUUCAAGGACACCCCCGCCGCCCUCGGGGCAUCCGGGGAGCAGGUCUCGACGCACGUAGUGAGGACUAAGGCGGAGCUGGACGGGCUCCUGAGGGAUAGGGAUUUCAACGAGGCCAGGAGCCUGCAGUUUGUUGAGUUGCAUGUGCCCAAGAUGGAUGCCCCGAGGCCGUUGGUCAUGGUUGCGAAUGCUGCAGCCAAGAAUAAUUCAAAGGCGUGA
Diaporthe citri is the source of this 1731-nucleotide messenger RNA. RefSeq lists its product as uncharacterized. Gene Ontology annotation, molecular function: magnesium ion binding; thiamine pyrophosphate binding; carboxy-lyase activity. The record is from RefSeq and is a predicted model, not a curated record. NCBI's taxonomy places the organism in Eukaryota, Fungi, Ascomycota, Sordariomycetes, Diaporthales, Diaporthaceae. Bases 1 to 1731 code for a protein of 576 amino acids. The transcript is spliced from 4 exons.